Meloidogyne enterolobii is the source of this 515-nucleotide messenger RNA. The record is from the annotation of a GenBank genome assembly. NCBI's taxonomy places the organism in Eukaryota, Metazoa, Nematoda, Chromadorea, Rhabditida, Meloidogynidae.
AUGAAUUUAAUUGUGAUCCCUUCAACAGCAUUUCGUCUUUCAUCUGAAUGUCCCCAAUGGCCGAAUCCUUUGUACAGGAACAAUGCAGUGUUGGGCACUGAAUUAAUCAGAAUUCAAUGUAUAACAUGUCAGCGAAAGAAAAGUAAAUUUAUUACUAACAAACAUUCCACAAACCAAGAUUAAAAAAAUACAAUAAACAAUUUACAGAAAAUAAUUAUUUACUUAGCUUGUAACAUUAUUUUCGAUACCCUUACAUUGUUUGAUUAUUAAAUUGCCAAAUCUGGGUUUUUUAGAGAAUCAAAAAAUUCAGAACAAAAUAUUUUCUUCUAGGUGGGGGUAUAAAUCUUUGAGAUUUUUUUAUUUUUAUGAAUAUUCUUUAAAACAUUAUUCAUUUUUUAUUAUAUUUUAACAAAUCAGAACGUGUUGUCUUCCUUCCAAAUGCUCAACGAUUACCUCCAUUAGCUUUUGCAAAUUUACCUUCGCCUAAUUUUAAUAAUCAACAACAACAAACUUUU